Messenger RNA from Mugil cephalus (flathead mullet), 2761 nucleotides. RefSeq names its product lymphocyte specific protein 1 a (gene lsp1a). The coding region runs from base 338 to 2029 and encodes 563 amino acids. The record is from RefSeq and is a predicted model, not a curated record. NCBI's taxonomy places the organism in Eukaryota, Metazoa, Chordata, Actinopteri, Mugiliformes, Mugilidae. The transcript has 13 exons. Gene Ontology annotation, biological process: muscle contraction. Gene Ontology annotation, molecular function: calmodulin binding; myosin binding; actin binding.
CCGAGAAAGAGAAGAGGGAGUCCCUCUGAGCUUCGCUGAUAUUCCCAACAAGCACUGCAGGGGAGAAAACUCUGUGUGUGAUAUACAACAAUACAAUAGGACAGUGUGUGCAUGUCUGCGUGCGUGAAGAGUCUUUAACAGUAGAACGCACACUCUCACACUCAUAAUCGGAGCUCUGCGCUUUGGUACAGCUGCGGGUCAGACAGCUGCCUUCACUGUCGUGCUGGAAAAGAAGAAAAGAGGGGAGGAAUCUCUGGUGUGAUCUCUUUUAUUUCUACCAGAAGGUGACAAGAAGAAGAAGAAGUAUUAGAAGUGGUAAAAGAAGACCGAGACAAACAUGUCCAACUCUCUGGUUAGAAGAAACUCCAGCAAACAGGGUUUACAAAACCUGAUGAGGCUGACCACUCAGAGGAGCAUCGAGGAUGCUGAGGAGGUGGAGCGGGAGCGUCGUCGGAGAGCUCGAGAGGCUCUACGUCGGAGGACCAAUGCCACAGAGUCUUCCCCAGAGGGCGAGACUCUGUCUGAAGAACAUGACAGCAGCCUGAAGCCAAGCGGUUCUCCAUCUCUAGAGGAGGACGAGGGCUUCAGCGACUGGACUCAGCGCAGGGAGAGGCAGAGGCAGCAGCGACUGCAAGAGCUCAGCCAGGGAGGCGAAGAGGACGAAGACGAAGAGGAGGACACAGUAAAAAAAGUCGUACCCGUGAAGACCGCCCAGGCCUCCAUCACAUCCUCUACCCGCCUCCAGAGGCAAGAGCAGGAAGACGCGGGCAGGGCCAGGGUGGAGAUGGAGAGGAGGAAGGAACGCGAGGAGGAGUUGAUGCGAGCUGAAAAGAUGAAGAGGGAGAAGGAGAGGGAGGAGGAGCAAAGGAAGAGGGAUGAAGUGAUUUCGAGGAGGAGGGAGGAAAUUCAAAAGCCAAUAGAGGCGGAGAAAAAGAAAGAGGUGAAAGUCUCCUACACAUCAAAGGUUUUCCUGCACCAAGAGCCAAAACCUAGCUCCUCCAACAGCAAUGUAUCCACUGAGGAAGUCACGUCACACACCAACAAGACAAUCAGACUCAGCAAUUUUAGCAGGGCCGUGGAGCCGGGGGAGGCAGAGGCCAUUCUGGAGACGGAGCAUCGUCUGGAGAAGAUCCGACGAGGCCUGCAGGAGAAAGAGAGCCAUGAGAUGGAGCAACUGAGACACCGACAGGCAGAGGCCGAGCAGGAGCUGGAGGAGCUGAAGAGGAGGAGAGAGGAGAGACGCAGAGUUCGUGAGGAAGAGGAGCGUCAGAGGGAGCUGGAGGAGCAGCAGCGCCUGGUCAAAGAGGAGGAGGAGAGGAGACGGAUGAAGGAAGAUAUCGAGAGGAGGAGGAUGGAGGCGGCAGAGAGGAUCAAGAGCCUUGGCACGUCCAGCGUAGACGGAGACGAGACCUUCAGUCCCUUCAGUCCCAAAGUUUCCACUCACAAGAUCACAGAAAGAACAGAGUCCCUGAACCGCUCGCUGAAAAAAAGUAACAGCUUUAAGAAGACGCAGCCACUCGGCCUGCUGCCCAAGAUCGACGAUAAGCUGGAGCAGUACGCUCACGCUGUGGAGAACUCUCAGGAUGCCCGGGCACUGAAGACAUCAUUGACUGACCUGCCCAACUCACCUGAGGUCGUCACAUCCAAGAAGAACCUGUUUGAGGCAGGAGAGGCCUGGAGCCAGAGUCCCAGCAAGGGAGCCAGCUGCAAGGACACAGAGGGUCUGAAGGUGGGCGUGGCCAGUCUCAUCACUCAGUGGGUGAAGGGCCCGUCGGACGGCAGCAGCAGACAGUCGCCCUGCAGACCAGCUGAUGUGAAGCCUGGAGAUGUGAUGCAGAAGAAGAACAUGUGGGAGAUCAUUGGAGACCCAUCAGGGAAGCCUGGGCAACGAGUCAAAGGAUCUGCAGCUGGUAAAAAGUACAAAUUUGUUGUGACUGGUCACGGCAAAUAUGAGAAGAUUCCUGUGAAUGAUGAGAAUGGAGGAGAGUUCACUAAUGGAAAGUCUGAUUCAUGCAAUGGUGAUUACUGAGCCAGUGCCCUUUCCAUCCUUGAUCUUACAACAUGUGCAUGUGAUGAAGACAUCCAACAAAAACAGUUCCGCAGCAUUUACAGUCUCAGUAUUUGAUUUAUAUCAGAUAAAUCCUCUUUUCUAGGCCUCACAGCUUAACACAUACAAACCAUCAGCUCAAAUCUAAAAGAGUCAAUCAAUAAAUGUUUAUAGUUUUCAUCUUUGCAUUUUCAUGCAUUUUGUUUCAGUAUAAUGUAUAUAUCUGUCUGUGAACUGUUUCUGUUUUCUUCUCUACUAUAGUGAAAUGAUAAAUCAUUUCUAAUGUCGAACAGAUCCUUAUGUGAUUGUGUUUUGGGAAACUUGUCAGAUUUUUUUUUCAAUAGGAUGUGUACAUUUUGCAAUCAUGUAGAAUGAAUAGAAACCACUGUUCUGCUCUGACAGAUCAAUUGGGGCAUAUCAAUUUCAAAAGUCUGUGCUUAGGAGAGACAUGCAACAAAACUGUUAAUUCUGAUGACAUACACCUAUAUGUUAUGGCUCACAUGGUACAGCUAAUUUGAUCUGGAAUCUUCUUGAAGCACAUACCUGAUUGAUACAACUCACUUCUAUUUUUGUGUUUAUGUUUUAGUUUAACCCACUGGUGCAUUCAACUACUACCACAAGCAAUCUUCACCUUUAUCUCCUUUUACAGAUAUAUUGGCUUGUAUGUGUUUAUACCUGCUUUUUUGGAAUAAAUUAAAAUCUUUUUCUAUUUUA